Molecule: messenger RNA, 500 nt
Organism: Staurois parvus
Lineage: Eukaryota; Metazoa; Chordata; Amphibia; Anura; Ranidae
Source: the annotation of a GenBank genome assembly
UCCUGGGAGACAGAUAUAGUGAAUGCGGGGUCCGGGAGACCAGAAGAAUGCAGGGUCCUGGGAGACCAGAUAUAGUAAUGCGGGGUCCAGGGAGACCAGAUAUAGUGAAUGCAGGGUCCGGGGAGACCGGAUAUAGUGAAUGCAGGGGUCCGGGGAGAACAGAUAUAGUGAAUGCAGAGAUCCUGGGAGACCAGAUAUAGUGAAUGCAGGGUCCUGGGAGAACAGAUAUAGUGAAUGCAGGGUCCGGGGAGAGCAGAUAUAGUGAAUGCAGGGUCCGGGGAGACCGGAUAUAGUGAAUGCAGGGUCCGGGGAGAGCGGAUAUAGUGAAUGCAGGGUCCGGGAGAACAGAUAUAGUGAAUGCAGGGUCCUGGGAGAGCAGAUAUAGUGAAUGCAGGGGUCCGGGGAGACCAGAUAUAGUGAAUGCAGGGUCCGGGGAGACCAGAUAUAGUGAAUGCAGGGUCCUGAGGAGAGCGGAUAUAGUGAAUGCAGGAUCCUGGGAG